Molecule: messenger RNA, 7825 nt
Organism: Nymphalis io (European peacock)
Lineage: Eukaryota; Metazoa; Arthropoda; Insecta; Lepidoptera; Nymphalidae
Gene: mei-41
Product: serine/threonine-protein kinase ATR
Exons: 29
Coding region: 140-7747 (2535 amino acids)
Biological process (GO): protein phosphorylation; DNA damage checkpoint signaling; telomere maintenance
Cellular component (GO): nucleus
Molecular function (GO): protein serine/threonine kinase activity; protein binding
Source: RefSeq, a predicted model, not a curated record
UUACAAUUUAUAUCUUUAGUUAUGAGUUAAUCACGUUUAUCUUUAAGUAUGCUUUUGUUUAUUAAUAUAUACUUCAGUAAGCAUUAACAAUAUGAACUAGAUUUCAUUAUUUAUAUAGAACAAACAACAUUACUCAAUUAUGGAAGACGAUAGUAAUGAUGGUCCCUUCACGGUAUGGCAGAUGUUUAAUGCACCUACUCUUGUUUUAUUUAACAAUUUGGAACAUGCAGCAGACGGACUUGAUAGACUAUUAACAUCCAUAUUAAAGCUAUCAGGGGAUUUUUCAGAAGUAUUGGUACCUCGACCAGGAAUUUCAAAAUGUCCAGAUUCUUAUUAUUGUGCUUUCAAUACAUGGCUUAUUGGUAGACUAUUUUAUGUCUGUUCAGUAAAUGAUCUUAAAAGAAUUCAUACAACAAGUAAGGAGGCACAAAUAAAAAUCCUUAACAUUUUAUGUACAAAUGGGGCAUCAUUUUAUAAAAGUCUUCAUUCAGAAUAUUAUGCAAUUUUGAUAACACUUUUACAGUACUAUAGAGAUUUUCCGAACGGGAAAGUCAAAGAAGUCAUAUUAGAAAAUUUUACACCUGAACAAAUAGACAUACCAAAUGUUGACAUACAGUUGGACCCCAUUUAUGUUAAGGUCGAGAAUAUCAUGACAUGUAAAACUUUAAUUGACUCUGUGUUGCAACUCUUAUCAGAAAGCAUUCCACCUGGUUUGUUAUAUAGUACUACACUAGACCUUGAAAAAGAUGUUUUUGCACAAGUAUUAAAUGCAAUCGAAGAUUUUAGCAUAGAUUUAAAAUAUAUUGGUUUUAGUUUUUUUCUUAAUUUGAUUAAAAAUAUAAAUAUGAAUGCUAUUUCGAAAUUUUAUGAUAUAUUUCCUUGCGCUUAUCAAAGAUUGUUAUCAAGCCUGGAAGCUCUUAUUCAAUUCAUGAGUGUUCUUCAUGAUAAAUAUGAAAUUGAUACAAGUUUGCUUAAUGAUUUGAAUACAAUUAUAUUAGAAUUUCUAAAAAAUAUUGAAAAUGACAGUGACUCUGAGAGUAGUGUAGUUAGCAUUUGUUCAAUAAUCCUACGCAACAAAACAAGUACAAUAUUUCAUCAAGAACUUAAAUUGUAUUGCUUGUCGUUAAGUUGUAAGAUGAAGUUAUCAGAGGAAUUAUUAAUUAUAACGGAGAUGGACCCUUUACAAUUGCAUGAAGUAUCAAAUUGUUACUCUAAUAAUAUCGCCAAACACAUCAAAUCGAACAGAAAAGCAGACAGGAUUAUAAAUUUAAGAGAAGAUUGGUACUAUAUUCAAAUAUUAUCUGUUAUUAAUGGCAUAAAAUCUUGUGAAGACUCAAACAUAGAUAUGUUUUUAGUUAAUUAUCAUUUACAAAGGUGUCAUAAAGCUCUAGGUAUACUAGAAAUAGUAAGUAUUGAAGAUAAGAUGACCGUAUCUAGUGGAGAAAGUGCUUAUCAAUUAAUAAAUAGAAAAAAUAUUUUGAAUGUAUGGCAUACAUUGUCCAAGUUAAUAAAACAUCAUCAAAGUAUGAUUGUUGGCAAUGAAGCUAGUAUGGAAUUAAUUAUGAAUAUUGUACUUAGUACAAUUAAUUUAAGUGAAAACAUCACUAGAGAAGAUGCUAAUUUAUUAUUAGAGAUACUAUGUUUUCAAAAAUCAGCUGUAUUUUCCGAACAUCACUUACUAUUUAGUGAUUCUGUAAAGAGUAUGAUAUUAAAGUAUUUAUUAAUUGCUAAAAUAUAUUUACAAGCUGGUACAAAUGAAACAUGGAACAAAAUAAUAAUAUUUUUGUAUAGUUCUGUGAUAAAAAACAGGGAUUUGGCGAUCUCAAGAAAGGUUAUAGAUUUAUAUCCUUUAAUGCAAAUAAACAAAAUGCUUUCUGCUAGUAAGAUAAUUGGAGAUAACUUGAUGCCAGUUUUUAUGAUAAAGGACAUAGAUUUGCAAAUGGAGAUCCUAAAAGUCUUACCGGCCAUGGCUUGUAUGUCCUUAGGUACUUACAGCAUCAUUGUAACAAACGCUCAAAAUCCUAUAGGCCAAGUAAUUUUCACAAACUCUAUAAUAAGUAUCUGUGUUAAUUGUUUUAAUUGUCAUAACUUGAAUGAGAGUAUAACCACAUCUCGAGAUUUUUGUUCUCAUGUUAAAAAAGAGUACAAGGUUUUGCAUUCAGAUGAAAAUUUAAUGACGCCUAAAAAAAUUUCAAUAUUCACCGGUCUCGAAAAAUUAUUCGGUAAAUUUGUAAAUAUGAAUAUAUGCAAAGAAAUUGGUGAUGACUAUUGGAAACUUGUAAGAAGAUUAUGCAAUCACUAUUACAUUUUUGAUUUUGAAGUUUCCACCAAAAUUAUUAACGAAUCUUAUUUGAUAGAAGGUCUGAAGGUCUUUAAGCCUUUUAUUGACAGUACACAGAGUCAUAAAUACCCUGAAUGGAUUUCGAACAUUGAUGUCAUUAUCAAUUUAUUUAUAAAAUUACUAGUAAAUUCUACAUGUACAAGCUUGGAAAGCAAUGAUUAUACCAUGCAAGCAACUACCCUGGCUUGCAUCAAAGAAUUGGGAUUAUGUUGCAAUGAUAAAUUAGUUUUUCCCAUAACGAAACUUCUCAUUUACUACAUAAUGCAUCCGCUGUGUUCUCUCUCUCCAAAAGCAAUUGUCGAUUUGAGGGACGUAUGUGAAUUUCAUAAUCAAACCCCGAAUCAAGUGUACCACAGAUACAAAAAAGAUUACUGCAAACUAUUCGUUGAAUGCAGUUUAUAUAACGGUAAAGAUUUCGCCGUAUAUCUCUUAAAAGUCGUACGAGCAUUUGGAUUUAUUGGAUAUCGGGAUUUUAUAUCGAAAGAUAUUCAUCAUUUUCUACCAUAUCUUAUACCUUAUGCUCCGGUCGUUAAGGAAGUUCCGUCUAUGAUAGAAGAAAUCGCAACUCUUGUCCAAUGUUCUGUAUCAGAGUUCCUAGUCGAAAGAUUCCCACAUAUAUAUGUUCACGUUUAUUUAACGGAAUCUAAAGAAGCAGCCAGGAAGUGUUACGAUGUGAUAGAAAAACUUACCAAAACUUCUACUAUAAAUUUAAUCAAAAGACACUUCAGAGUGAUAUUGACGGAAUUCCUUUUGCAAUAUUGCGUUAACCCGCAGAAAGUUUUGGACGCGUGCAGAUAUCUAGCGUGCCACGACCCAGACGUGUCAACUCCUCAGUAUAGCAUGAGCAUGAGUACUACACAAAUAGCGGAAUUCCUGAAUCCAAAAUUUUUGGGUGUUUUAGCGUAUUUCGAUCACAAGCUUGUUAAUAGCAAAGUGGCUUUGUCAGUUAAACGCAAAGCACUAAAAAGCUUUCCGGAUAUAAUGCAGCUGAUGGGGACCCAGUAUCUCACGCCUUUGAGAUUUAAAGUCCUCGCAACUCUAAGAUCAGCACUACCAUUGGCAAAGGAAUUUCCGAAAAUUCUCGCCGAAGCGUGGGGAUCGUUCGUUCACAAUAUCGACAGUAUUUCCUUAGGUCCUCUAUUGUCGAACCUUGCCGUUUCGCUCCUGCAGCAGUUUGAAUACGCUCCAAACGAAAUAAAUAAAAUUUUCCAGUACAUUAUAUUGAAAAAUGAAAAUCUUCUGAGCUCCCAUAUAUCCGACUUAUUUUUCGUAGAAGAUUCGAAAAUUUCUGAGCGAGUUAAGUUAGUUAUAAAAAAACACGUUAAACGGACACAGCCGGACGGUUUCCAGGAUAAAAUAAAGUGGUACCUGCAACAUUUGAAUCAUGAUAUUCCAAAUAUAAAGAUCUCCGCUUUUUCGCACUUGAACAAAUUAUUGAAAAACAACCGAUCCGAAAUACACAGAGCGAUAUUCGGGGGAAAGAAUAUAGAGCCCAUCAUGGUGGAACUCAUAGAUUGUUUGCUGGUCGGCUGCAAGGAGGCGAGCGCGGCGGUGUCGCUGGCGCGCGGCGCGUGCGUGGGGCAGCUGGGCGCGCUGGAGGCGGGGCACCUGCCGCGCCAGUACGUGCAGCCGCACCGCGAGCCCUUCGCCUUCUCCAUCGGCGACGACUGCUUCGCCGCCACCGCGCUCGGCGAGCUCGUCCGCGCCUUCCAGUACGAGAAGGACACCAUGAACAUGGAUUGCUAUGCUCUAACUAUUCAAGAGAUAUUAAAAAUUUAUGACAUAUCACCGACUGGAACGAAAAAGGAAGUCUGGGAUAGUUUUCCGGAAAAUAUGCAUCAAGUCAUGUAUCCGUUACUUAGUUCGAGGUACACUCUGGCGUAUCCGUCUCAGCCGAAGAAAGUACAUCCAUUAUUUGGUUCUGUACACGGAACUGUGUUUCUGGAAUGGGCACACAAUUGGACGGGUCAAUUAAUACCUUCAAUAGAAUCUGAAAGUAUUCGAGAACUUUUGCGUACAGUUCACCCAAGUAUGCGUCGCGACGUUCGGACACUAUUCCUAUUCUUACCGUAUGUGCUGCUUCACGCUGUUAUGUCCAAUAAGAAUGUUCAGCUCAUACAGGAAGAAAUAAUGGCCGUUAUAGGUUUAGAGAAUAAUGAAAGCGUAAUUCCAGCAACGGUAGAGAGAUCUAAGUAUAAAAUGUUGCGGCAUAUAAGGAUGACACCAAAUAUUAAUUCAGUGCAAGCAGAAGGCAAUCAGAAUAAGUAUAGCAAAACAAUAUAUACUUUACUGGACUUCUUGAAUCGAUGGCUCCUGGAAUGGACCAACGUGAAGCAACUACCCUUGGCGAACGAAAAUUACAAGUCAAUUAAGAAGUUUGUAGAGAGUUUCGAUAAACUAAUGAUAGCUCGUGGUAAUUAUGCAUGCGGAGAACUCGAACGCGCAUUGCAAUACUUGGAGCUUUAUAUGGACGAGGAUAAGGGACAUGUACAGGAACAGCUGCCCUUGUUAGCUGAGAUAUACGCUUUGUUGGAUGAACCCGAUUCUGUUGCCGGUAUCUUAUCCAUCAAGAGGUCGGAGCCGUCGCUGAAGGAGUUUAUCCUGACGCAGGUGGUGACGGGCCGCCUGCAGGACGCCGCGCUGUGCUACGAGCGGCUGGCGCAGGAUGGACAGCUCGACCGCCAUAGCUUGCAAGGAAUGAUAGAAUUCUACUUGGACCUCGAUCAGCCGUUCACAGCGUAUCGUCUGCUCAAUGAACAUGACUCAGAUAACAUGAUGGAAUUAUCGGCUGAGCCAUUAUGGAGACUGGGGAGAUUCGAACAAUUGGAAGAGCUGGUGAAAAAGCCGGUGCCCCCUUCACGAGAAAAUUGGGGACUCCUAAUGGGUCGAAUUCUACUCGCCUUUCGCAAGGAAGACCACGACAUGUUUAAAACGUUCUGUGACGAUGCGAUGAUGAGAUUGCUACAACAAAUGGACGGGAAGAGUAGAGAGGAAAGUGCGCUCAGAAGUGGUUACCAGAGUGUUCUCGGGUUGCAUAUCAUUACGGAGGCUGGACACGCCGAGGAAGUUUUGAAAAGAUUAAAAGGCAUAGACGACGGUAGCGGACAAGGUAUUCAAGUAAUUAAUGAUCUGCUGGGCGAGUGGCGGCAGAGACUGUCCGUCGUGCAAUCGGACUUCAGGACUAUCGAGCCUCUGCUUAGACUUAGGAGGAUACUGUUGCACCAAACACAGGAAUUGCUUGAACCAACCCACCCAUUGACGGCGAGUAGGCUGAAGGCCUGUAUCGGCGACCUGUGGUUACAAAGCGCGAAGCACGCCAGAAAAGCUGGUGUGUUCCAGCAGUCAUACAUGUAUAUUUUAAAUGCUGAGGAAUACAAACCGGAAGAACUAUUCAUUGAAAAGGCGAAAAUAUACUGGGCUCGUGGGCAGCAGGAACACGUGAUGACCACGCUCCGACGUGGCAUUGAGGAGGCCUUCCCGGAUUUAGAAAACCUUACGCAGGAACAGAGAAAAAUAUGCGCUAAAGCGAAGCUCUUGAUAGCCAAAUAUAAUGAUGAAACAACUAAUGUUGAUGUCGAUGUGAACAUCGGCUACUAUAAGGAGGCAGUUGAUGUCUUCAAACAAUGGGAGAAGAGUUUGGUGUGCCUCGGCUCGUACUACGAGAAGGCGAGCGGCGCGGAGGGCGGCGCGCCGGCGAGCGCGGUGUGGGCGCGCCGCCUGUACGCGCUCAACAGCUACGGGAAGGCGCUGCAGUACGGGCACAAGUACCUCUACCAGAGCAUGCCCAGGAUGCUGUCCAUAUGGUUGGACGUCGAAGUGACGGCAGCGGAUACGAGUAUUCAUUCAAUACUAGCUCAAAUGACAGAAAUUAUAAAGACUUAUUCCGAAAGGCUCCCGACAUAUCUAUUUUUGACGGCCUUUUCGCAGAUCAUAUCGAGAAUUUGUCACCCCGUCAAAGAGGUGUACCAGCAGCUGAAGGCGAUCCUCGUGAAGCUGGUGGUGGCGUACCCGCAGCAGUCGCUGUGGAUGAGCCUGAGCGUGCUGCAGUCGGGCUACCCCGUGCGCGCGCGGCGCUGCGCCGACGUGUUCGCGGCGCCCGCGCUGCGCCAGCCCGCCGCGCGCCGCCUGCGCGACGACUUCACCGCGCUCGCCGAGCGCCUCAUCGAGCUCUGCAACAACCCCGUGCCCAGCGCCGGCUCCUCGACCACAGUGUCAGCUCUCGUCCGAGGUCUGCCGCGACUCCUCUCGUCCGACAACUUCAGUCAUAUCAUGAUGCCAUUCCAAGAGUUCUGUAAAAUAGUACUACCAUCGAAGGCAGCCAGACAAGAACGGAUCGACUUCAACAUACCGACGGAACCGACGGUAUACAUCGCCGGCAUUGAAGAACGUGUCACUAUUCUGCCGUCGUUGCAAAAACCAAGAAAAGUUACUUUACGUGGUUCCGAUGGCAAAGCUUAUAUAAUUAUGCUGAAGCCUCGAGAUGAUCUUCGCAAAGAUUUCCGUCUGAUGGAGUUCAAUGGUGUUGUUAAUAGAUUUCUUCAAGAUGCACCAGAGACCCGCAAAAGACGACUCUACAUAAGGACAUACAGUGUUUUGCCUUUAAACGAGGAAUGCGGUCUUAUUGAAUGGGUUCCAAAUUUACUUGGCUUAAGACCUAUUCUUAUGCAUAUUUAUAAACAAAAAGGUAUACACACAAAUAAUCGCGAACUGAAAGAAAUGAUGUGCUCCAAUAAAGACCCUGUCGAGAAAAAACGUCGUAUUUAUGAAGAACAAUUACUGCCGCGGCAUCCGCCGGUAUUCCAGGAGUGGUUUAGAAGAGUAUUUUCUGAUCCUUAUGGGUGGUAUCAAGCUAGAUCAGCUUACAUACGUACUACAGCUGUGAUGUCCAUGGUUGGCUACAUUUUAGGUUUAGGGGAUAGACAUGGUGAGAAUAUAUCCUUCGACUCAACGAACGGCGACACAGUCCACGUCGACUUCAAUUGUUUGUUCAACAAGGGGGAAUCAUUCGAAUGGCCUGAGAGAGUACCUUUCAGGUUGACACACAACAUGGAAGCCGCUAUGGGUCCUCUCAAACAUGAAGGCAUGUUUAGGAAAAGCUGCGAGGCGGUGAUGGUGGCGCUGCGCGCACAGACAGCGGCGCUCAUGUCGGUGGUGGGGCCCUUCGUGUACGACCCGCUCGUGUCGUGGGGCCGCUCGCGAGCGCUCGACCACGGCGAGCGAACCAACGAGCAGGCGCUGCAGCACCUGCAGCACAUCCGACAGAGACUCAAUGGCAUGGUAAAAACAAAGAACAAACAGUUGUCGUUAUCUCUAUCGCCUGAAGGUCAAGUUGAACAUUUAAUCGUUGAAGCUACGAGCAUCCACAAUUUAUGCCAGAUGUAUAUUGGCUGGGGACCCUUCCUUUGAAAAUAUAUAAUAUAUAUUACUGAAGUUUACAACAAUGAUUACGGGUUAUUUUAUAAGAAUUCAACAAUAAAUUUUUUU